AUGAAGAUAAAGUAUUGGAGUCUUUUUACAUGGCAUUUUUUAGGAUAUUGGGGAUUUUCAGGAAAUGGAGAACUUAGAGGUGGAGGAAUUACAGCUUCAAAUUUUCAGUUAUUAAAAAAAAUCAGGAAUCCCUAUUCAUUCAGGCUAUGCACCAUGUGCAUAGCCAGGAAUCAGCAGAAACCCUCUGUAUUUGCAAACACUUUGUGCUAUAAAAAAAUAAUUUUAAAAGAGCCACCUGUAUAUGUAUAUAUAUUUAAAGACAUGAAGGUUUUGAUACUUUUUUACAAAAAUUACAAGAAAAAAAAAACAAAUACCUGUACAAACCAUGUGUUUUAA
Messenger RNA from Pipistrellus nathusii (Nathusius's pipistrelle), 336 nucleotides. The record is from the annotation of a GenBank genome assembly. Lineage: Eukaryota; Metazoa; Chordata; Mammalia; Chiroptera; Vespertilionidae.